AUGUCAGCAUCACCACGGCAGAACAUGCAAGACUCCGGUGCUAGUCCCUCAGAAGGGACCGAGACGCAAGUCUCUUUCGUCGCUGGUCUGGUUAAGAAGAUGGCCAAAAUUCAUCCAUUUGUGACCGACCCGCCUAAACACCUGAGAUCCAAAAUUGAUCUGACUUGGAACACGUUCGUGAUGUCAGAUGACAAGGAUAAAUCUGUCAUCGACACGUUGUUCGCAAUCAUGGAAGAAUGCGGCCCGGGUCUCGAAAACGGAGCUCGCUCACGCAAGGAUGGUGUGACUGCCUUCUUCGAUUUCAACCGCAAGCUUGCCCACGUUGAAGCAGUCGAGGUGGUCCGAGAGCUGACCGCAGAGGUGACGGCCAUGUACGGGGUCGACAAGACAGACUAUCUCGAUCCCAGACUUGUGCUAUCCAUCCACGAAGCACUGUGCUCGAAUGUCGAUAAUAUCAGUCAGUAUCAUGAACGAGACAACGAGUUGAAGCUGGGAGAUAUGCUCGACAAGGAUUCUCUCUACCUCUUUCUUUUCCAUUGUAGCAACUUCAUCCCGUCUUUCUUUGUUAGCAAAGACGUCAUUCUCGAGGUGGUCAAGAUGCUAAUGCCUCUUUGCGAGGAUCGCAACCGUCUUUCCCAUGGUGCAUCCUUGCAGAACGCGGGCAACAUCGAAGAAACAGCACCUCAGCCGACAUCCUACCCCAACUUUCGAAUCUUCCUAUGGAGCCUGGUGUCGCAUAUGGAAGCUGUAGACAAAGCUAUUGAGAGAGCCCGAGGGCAUUCCAAUCACGCAGCCAUGGAAGACCUAAUGAAAAUGAAGGACCUGGAAAAUGAAGUCCAUGCUGCCCUAGCCACAACAUUGUACGAGCAAGUUAAUCCUCAUGCUCUCCAGUACGAUAUUGACGCAUGGUUCCGCGCUCAGUCCGAUAAGGACAUGGUCACAUCGACUGACAAAGUGGUGGAAACUGAACUGCCCAACUGA
This is a messenger RNA of Fusarium poae, 981 nucleotides long. RefSeq lists its product as uncharacterized. NCBI's taxonomy places the organism in Eukaryota, Fungi, Ascomycota, Sordariomycetes, Hypocreales, Nectriaceae. The record is from RefSeq and is a predicted model, not a curated record. The transcript is spliced from 2 exons. The coding region runs from base 1 to 981 and encodes 326 amino acids.